Messenger RNA from Gadus chalcogrammus (walleye pollock), 801 nucleotides. RefSeq names its product vesicle transport through interaction with t-SNAREs 1A (gene vti1a). Bases 148 to 801 code for a protein of 217 amino acids. The record is from RefSeq and is a predicted model, not a curated record. Gene Ontology annotation, cellular component: late endosome membrane; Golgi apparatus; ER to Golgi transport vesicle membrane. Gene Ontology annotation, biological process: retrograde transport, endosome to Golgi; intra-Golgi vesicle-mediated transport; vesicle fusion with Golgi apparatus. Gene Ontology annotation, molecular function: SNAP receptor activity; SNARE binding. Lineage: Eukaryota; Metazoa; Chordata; Actinopteri; Gadiformes; Gadidae. The transcript is spliced from 8 exons.
CAUCCCGUUUCUCCCCGAGCACAAUUCGCUGCAACGCAAAACAUCGCGCGUGCGCACCAGGGAGCGGCAGGCCAGUGGAUCAGGUGGCUACACACUCCGAGCUAACUGUCAACAAGAAACAACUGCUUGUACACCUUAUACCUCAACAUGUCGUCCGACUUUGAGGCAUAUGAGCAGGACUUCGGAACCCUCACUGCCGAGAUAACCAACAAAGUGGGGCGAAUUCCCAAACUAAGUGGAGAGGAGAAGACGCAGCUGGUUCUAAAUGUCGACAAGCAGCUCGAAGAAGUCAGAGAGCUGAUGGAACAGAUGGACUUGGAGGUGCGGGAGAUCCCGGUCCAGAGUAGAGCCAUGUUCAACAGCCGGCUGAAGAGCUACAAGCAGGAGCUGGAGAAGCUGGAGAAGGACUUUAAAAGGUCACGCAUCGCCUACAGUGAUGAGGUUCGCAACGAGCUGCUGGGGGACGACGCUGGCUCCUCCGAGAACCAGAGAGCCCAUCUACUGGACAACACAGAGAAGCUGGAGAGAUCUUCCAGGAGGCUGGAGGCUGGGUACCAGAUAGCCGUGGAGACUGAGCAAAUCGGUCAGGAGAUGCUGUCCAACCUGAACACUGACCGCGAGAAGAUCCAGAGAGCUAGAGAGAGGCUGAGGGAGACGGACGCCAACCUGGGCAAGAGCUCGCGGAUCCUCACCGGCAUGCUCAGAAGGAUAAUCCAGAAUCGGUUCCUGGUCUUCAUCCUGGGCGCCAUCAUCCUCAUCACCAUCAUCUUGGCCCUGUAUUUUAACCUCAGAGGACGCUGA